AUGUUCAGCUACAGGAAGGCAUGUGCGACAAACGAGCAUAUCACUGAAGCUGACGUACCUGUCCUGGAAGCACUCGACCAAGAGGAGCUGGCAUGGCUUUUGCGAGUUUCUGCACGGUUUGACCACAUGACUGCAGCGAAGGCGCUGCUAGCUGCCCGCGCAUCUGUUAAUCAGAUCACGCCGCAUCACAGCGCCGGCGCUUACAAUGCUUUGCAUGAAGCCUGCCGGUACAAUGCCAAUGUGGACAUUAUCCGUCUAAUGCUGCAGGCAAGGGGGGACCCUGACAUCAAGACCAGGUGCAAGAACAAUCCGAGGACAGCCCUCCAGAUCGCUGAAGGCGAAGGUCAAGCAAGCUUGGUCCAGUGUCUUCGACCGCAAGCCCCUGCGGAAGCUGCUGUCGCUGCCCCAAAGCCCAUGCCAUCCCAAGUGCAGGAGACCGGCAAGAGACCCCUGACCUUCAGCUUCACGCAAGCACACUUCUUACUCGAGCAUGUCUCGGAGGAAGACUCCUCUGUGUUGAUGGCUUUGGGCUCUGAAGAGACAGCAUGGCUGUUGAGGGUUGCAGCAGGCUUUAACCAACUGAGUGCAGCAAAGGCUCUUCUAUCUGGGCGAGCCUCCGUGGAUGUUAUUACACACCAUCGCACGGGCGGGGCAUUGAAUGCUUUGCAAGCAGCUUGUGUCUGGAAAUCAAGUGCGGAUAUGUUGCAGCUGCUGCUAGAAGCCGAUGCGGAUACCAACAUCAAGACCUACUACAAAGGCCACCAGCGGACUGCCUUGCAAAUCGCCGAAGCCGAGAACCAUGAUGAUCUAGCUCGAUUCUUUCAUGAUUUCUCCGCCAAGGUCGCUGCUCCUCAUGGCUCCAGCACAAGAUCUCAUUCCUGGAGCUCCUGGAAGGCAGACAGCUCGAACGAGUACAACUACUGUUGGGCAGGUAGGGACGAGGGCGCGGGACAAGAUGCAAAUUAUGGCCACAGCCAGCAUCGGAGCACCUCUCGGUCGGGAGUUGUGUCAUCCGAUAGUGUCUGUGCAUCCCGGCCGACGCAGCGUUCGCGUUCUCCUGCACCGCAGACGGCACAGGCAUCGAGCUCGAGCGACUGGGACUGGUGGUCUUCUGACGCGAUGCAGCCUUCGAGCGUAGGCGACUGGUGGUCUUCGCAGAGCCCUAGGGGCAGUGAUCAGACGCAUGACAACUGGUCAACUUCUGAGAGCUCUGGGGGCUGGCAAUCUCGAGAAUGGUCUGGGGAUGGCAACAUUGAGGUUGUUGCCAUUGAGAGAGUUGCAUACCUCCAGAAGACUUGCAGCUCGACGUUCAAGGAUGGCCGAACGCUUCAACAGACCACAGAAGAGCUCAGAAGUGGACAGCUAGAUCCUUUCAGCCACGAGAACUUCGUCUUGAGUGAAGCGGACCAGGGUUUCACGAAAGCCAAGGUUUUGGUGCUGUGCCCUUUCCGGUCCACGUGCUAUGACUUCGUCAAGAUGAUGUUGGCCAUGGUGCCAGGGAAGAAGCAGGUUGCAAAUCUGCAGAGAUUCGAAGAAGACUAUGGCCCGGGCGACGACGAAAACUCCAUGGCAGACAAGGCCGUGGACUACCGGCACUUGUUCGCAGGUAACAGUGAUGAUCGAUUUCGUAUUGGCAUCACCUUCUGGAAGAAGGGCAUACGCUUGUAUGCGCCCUUCGACAAAGCGGACAUUCUCGUUUGCUCGCCGCUGGGCCUGCGGCAAAUCACGGGCGUGGAGGGCGACAGGAAGCGUGAAUUCGACUUCCUCUCAUCGAUCGAAGUCUGCGUGGUCGAUCGCGCCGACGUGCUGCGUAUGCAGAACUGGGAGCAUGUCCAGGAGGUCAUGCAAGUGGUCAACAGGAAGCCACAAGGCCUCGGCAACAUAGACAUCGCACGACUCCGCAGCGCCUAUGCAGAGGGCCGUGCUCGGGAGUUUCGCCAGACGGUAGUGACCUCUUACGGACAAUGCCUGGAUGCCGAUGCACUUUUCAACCUGUCUUCCAAUCCACCCGCUGGGCAAGGUCCUGCGCUGGCGGGCAAAGGGCGCAGCCUGGCGUCGAGGUCAGCUGUUCUUACACGAUUCACGGCGCAAGGCUUGGGCUUGCAGCCAGCGUACAGGCUCGAUAUGAUGCAGUCCAUGUCCAAGUCGGCAGCCAGCGAGGAGGAAGAGUUUCUGCGUCAAGAGAUCCGCGUCGGUGGCUGCUACGAGCCGCUCCACGACCUAGGUGAGAAGGAGGCCCUCAUUGUAGAUGCUGGCGCCAACGUUGGCAUUUUCGCAGCUUGGGCCUUGGAACGAUGGCCUCGCUGUCAUCUGCUCUGCGUGGAGCCUUUGCCGCCCCUGGUGACUCGCCUGAGGGGCAGCUUGAAGGAAGUUGGAGGAUUGACUCGCGCUGCUGUCGUGGCUGCAGGGCUCGGAUCCGAGGAAGCUCAGUCCGCCACUUUCCGCUACUUUCCCUGGGCGCCUGGGGAGUCAACGCGGAAUGUCGAGGAGGCUGCUGCGCAGCAGAUUCGCCUCGCUGCUGCUGCCGCCGAGUGCGAGCUUCGGUCGAGGCCCCACUUGCUACCAGACGUGAACCUGGAGCCACUGGCAGAGAGCUUUCAGUGCCGAGUGUUGCGCCUCAGUGCCCUGCUGGAACCCCUGCGAAACAAGCGGGGUGGCAAAGCGACGGUGGACCUGUUGAAGGUGGAUGUGGAGGGAGAUGAGGACGGCAAGCCGCUGCAGUAG
Molecule: messenger RNA, 2724 nt
Organism: Symbiodinium sp. CCMP2456
Lineage: Eukaryota; Dinophyceae; Suessiales; Symbiodiniaceae
Source: the annotation of a GenBank genome assembly